Molecule: messenger RNA, 600 nt
Organism: Clonostachys rhizophaga
Lineage: Eukaryota; Fungi; Ascomycota; Sordariomycetes; Hypocreales; Bionectriaceae
Source: the annotation of a GenBank genome assembly
AUGAUCGCUGGAGUCGCAGCUGGAAUAGCUGAAAGUGUUACUGUUGUGACCCCAGGUGAAAGCAUCAAAACCAAGAUUGUGGAAGACAGGGCAGGUGCCCGUAAGUUCACCUCCACCGGGCACGUCAUUUGGUCUACUCUCCAGACCCAAGGAGUGAGAGGUCUGUACCGUGGUGUUGUACCCGUGACGUUAAAGCAAGGCUCCAAUGCCCUUGUGAGGUUUACUUCUUACCAUGCGAUUUUCGAUGCAAUCGAGCCAUACCUUACACGGAAAGGAUAUGGAACGUUCAUAGCUCCGGCAGCAGGAGCUUUAGCAGGAAUCAUAACAGUCUACGCGACGAUGCCAUUUGAUACCAUCAAAACGAGAAUGCAAGGGUUGAGUGCAGCGAGGGGAAAGAAAGGCACCCUGCAGUUUCUCCGGUUGAUAUAUCACGAAUCAGGUGUCACCGGCUUGUGGAAGGGAACUACACCCAGGCUAUUGAGGCUCUCUGGACUUUCAACAGGUGUCUGGAGCACUGAGCUUUUCUAUUUAUCAAAAUGUGCUGGAUUUUAUGAGGAGGGGUUCGAUAACUCAGCAUCAGUAGGAGCAAGCAUUACUUAG